Rotaria sp. Silwood1 is the source of this 765-nucleotide messenger RNA. Lineage: Eukaryota; Metazoa; Rotifera; Eurotatoria; Philodinida; Philodinidae. The record is from the annotation of a GenBank genome assembly.
AUGGCUCAAGUACUAGUAUUUCCAGCUGGUUUGGCAGUCGCCAACGAAAUAUGUGCCUCAUUAAGAGGAAAAGAUAUUGUAUCUAGUCUGAUUGGUCUAUCUUCUGAUGAUGAAGGCAAAGAUCUUACAAAUCCAUUCCACUAUGAUCAUGUUUUUUACAAUGCUCCAAGUGUUCAUGAAUCAGCUCUGGAGAUUUGGAUUGAAUACCUGAGCCGAUUUGAAUGGACGCAUGCUGUUCCUACAAUGGACUCCGCCGUUUAUCUCUUCAGCAAACUUGCUUCCUAUUUCCCUGGAAAAUGGUUUAUGGCUCCAUCUUUAGAAACUUAGAAGAUUAAACACCCACCAGGACCAUGGUUUUUUCAAAUUAAAGGUAGUCAUUUAUUGGAAGUAGAACCACGAAUUCCAGCUGGUGGUUCUGCGGCAAGAUAUUUUUGGAACCAUAAUGGUAUUUUACAAUGGCUCUAUGAUGCAAUGGCACAGUCAUUAUCGGCAUCAAAACCUAUUCAUACAAGCAGUUUGAGUUGCUCAAAAGCAGUUCCAAUUCGAGCUGUUUUAAAGUCCUACCAAGACCAUGUUUUCUUAGAUGAAGAACAAUUUGAUUUGAAAGCUAUUGUCGUUGGUUAUGAUGAUACAUUAUUUGAUUUGAAAAUGAAUGACGUUGACGCAGACCUUAUUGGAGCUCUGUAUGGUAUUUAUCGACUAUGUCCUAUUUAUCUGUAUCGACUACAACAACAACGUGGAUCACAACCACGACCACAACAAUGA